AUGAGUUGUGGAUGCUUUGAAAAACCAUUAUCUCAGGAACUUAGAGAUUUUCUGUAACAACAGUAUACAGAAUAAUAAUGUCCAAAUAAGAUAAUUUUUACAUCAAAUCCAGAAAGCUUUAAAAACAAAUAUAAUAUAAAUAAGAAAAUUUGUUAAAAACAAAAAAUAUACACUAUCGAUUAAUUAGCGAGCAAACAAAAUGUCCAAAAAAUGAUUAUGUCUGAGUUGGAGGCCGAACAAUUUCAAUUAGCCUACAAUUACAGAAAUAUUCAAAAAGAUUAAUUCUCAGCACUUGCUUAUGGCAAUAGUGGGUACACCUUUCGUUUAGAAUUACAAGAGACAUUAAAUAAUGGUAGUAACGUUUUAGUGAUUGGAGAAAAAGGUUCAGGCAAAUCAACUUUGAUUAAUGCAGUUGGAAAUUCUCUUCUUAUAGAUUAUGCCGAUAGAUAUAGAUAUCAUAUAGCAGAAUAUGAUUUUAAUGGAUAUUUAUAAGAGUGUGAUAUGUGGGUAGAAAAUGUAAAAUUUAAAUUUUUGGAGGUACUUGGUUAUGGAGAAAAUCUCUUAUAGAAUUAAUAGAUUAUGUUGUAGACAUACGAGUUUCUAAAAGAAAAAAACCUUUAAAUAGAUUGUAUACUAAUUUGUAGAAAAUUUGGAUAUUAGGGUUUACAAACAAAAGAAAAAUAGAUAAUAUGCCAUUUGGCUGAAGUAUUUGGAUAAUAAUAUAUAAAAAAAUGUUUCUUAGUUAAUACAAAUUAUGAUCAUGGAGAUGAAAAACAGAUUCUAAAUUAAUUAUAAGGAGAUUUAAAUAGGAUAAAUACUAUUUUUGAUUAAAUGCCAGACCCAAAAAUUCUAUUUGUUAAUUCCUAAAUAACACCUUUUGAAGGUAAUGCAGGGGCUCAUCGUUUUGAGACUGUUAAAGUGGCCAAAAAUGCAAUCACUAAUCUUAUUAAUACUAAUGCUUAUAGACUUGCAAUAAUCAAUUCAGAUGCAUUUAGACAUAGAAGAUCAAAAGAAAAUUCAUUGAAAUAAACAAAGGACUAAAUUAAAACUAGUUUAAUUUAAUUAUUGCCAUGCUUAGAAAAUUAUUUCUAAAUCUGCGAAAUCAAUGAAAAUGAUGAUCUAUUCUAUGCAAAUUCAGUUUUUUGGAGUACUCUGAAAAAUGAUGAAAGAGUUAAAGAGAGCAAGGUUUUAAGCGUAAUCUUAGAAGAAAUAAUAUUACCUGAUUCUGAUUUACUAUUAAUUGAAAAAGAAUUUGAAAAACUUGAACUAUUGAAUUCUCUUACUCUUGAUUUUGAAAGAUAAAAAAGAAGAAAAAAUGAAGCCACUUACAAAAAAUAAUUCAAUCGUUAAAAGGAGAAAUUAACUGUUGAAAAAGAUAGGUGGUUAUAAAACAUUAUUGAAUUAGCUGAUUAUUACAUAAAUGAAUAGCAACAAUUUUUACAGGAAACCUAUGUUUAUUAAUAAGAGUCAAGGGAACAGCUAAUUACUAAUAAUAUGAAUAAUCAAUUGAAAUUAUAUUUAUAAUAGGAUUAGGGUUUUGACAAUGUACAAUUAAAGCAAGAAUUUGAGGUUAUUAGAUAAAGAUUGUUUUUACCAAAUACAAAUUUAUUUGCAACACAGAUCAUUGCAUUAUGA
This is a messenger RNA of Paramecium tetraurelia, 1635 nucleotides long. RefSeq lists its product as uncharacterized. The transcript has a single exon. NCBI's taxonomy places the organism in Eukaryota, Ciliophora, Oligohymenophorea, Peniculida, Parameciidae. The record is from RefSeq and is a predicted model, not a curated record.